AUGUCUAACCAGCAGGAUCACAUCGCAGCCCACCUACUGAGCAGCAAGUCACUCCCUGUUUCCCCGACCUGGCUACACAAUUUUCUCUCCUCCUCCUCCUCCUCCUCCUUCUCCAGCACUUCGCAACGCAACAUCCCCAUCUCCGCUCUGACACAAACCGCUCUGUUCCGGAUUCUUAAUUCGGAUUUCCGCCAAUCUCUCGUGGCAAGAAACGACUCCACCGUCUUACCCACUGACGCGUACGAUCCCCACGUCCAAGAACGAUGCAUUCGCGGUCCGAUUCCCGUGCAGGUGCUGGACAUCGAGGAUAUCGGCACGAGUCUCUGGAACCAGGUUGAGGAAAUCGAACGCGUUGAACGGGGAGAAGCGAUCCGGGGCCGACAAAUUGUGCGCACUGUUACUGUAGGCGAGGAGAACCAGGACAGCGCCCCCGCUGCUGGUGCAGGUGCAAGUGACAGCCACGGGCCCCAUAGGCUGAUUAUCCAAGAUGCCGCUGGAACGAGAGCUGUAGCUAUUGAGAUGCAGCGAGUUAAUGGGAUUGCUGUCAACAAGCUUCCCAUCGGUGCAAAGUUGCUCUUGCGAAAUGUGACGGCGGCUCGUGGCAUGAUCUUACUGACACCCGAGAAUGUGACGAUCCUUGGGGGGAAAAUAGAUUCGAUGGAUCAAGCCUGGAGGCUUGGUAGAAAGGCAAGACUUCUGGAGAAAGUCCCUGGUCCUGGCGGUGAUCGUCUUGCAGGUUGA
Aspergillus ochraceoroseus IBT 24754 is the source of this 741-nucleotide messenger RNA. RefSeq names its product OB fold domain-containing protein. Gene Ontology annotation, cellular component: RecQ family helicase-topoisomerase III complex; nuclear body. Gene Ontology annotation, biological process: resolution of meiotic recombination intermediates; double-strand break repair via homologous recombination. The coding region runs from base 1 to 741 and encodes 246 amino acids. The record is from RefSeq and is a predicted model, not a curated record. NCBI's taxonomy places the organism in Eukaryota, Fungi, Ascomycota, Eurotiomycetes, Eurotiales, Aspergillaceae. The transcript has a single exon.